Prorocentrum cordatum is the source of this 2715-nucleotide messenger RNA. The record is from the annotation of a GenBank genome assembly. Lineage: Eukaryota; Dinophyceae; Prorocentrales; Prorocentraceae.
CGAGCUUCUGUCCUGUCCUGUGUUGCCGAGGGCUGUGCUGUGCCACGGGCCGAAGCCUUGGGCCGCGUUCCCCCCCUAGGCCGCUUCGGCUCAAGCCGUGGCCCUCCCAGGAGCCCCGAGCGCUCCCUGGCCCAAACGCACCCCUCGGUGGGCCCUCUGGCCUCCCGCCGUGCCAACGGAUGGUCGCCGCGGGAGCCUGUCACACGGUCCUGCUCAGGAGCGACGGCACGGCCGUGGCCUGCGGCGACAAUAGUUACGGCCAGUGCGCCGUGCCAGCGCUGGACGGCGGCCAGACCUACACGCAGGUCGCCGCGGGAGCCUGGCACACGGUCCUGCUCAGGAGCGACGGCACGGCCGUGGCCUGCGGCGACAAUCAUUUCGGCGAGUGCACCGUGCCAGCGCUGGACGGCGGCCGGACCUACACGCAGGUCGCCGCGGGAGCCUGGCACACGGUCCUGCUCAGGAGCGACGGCACGGCCGUGGCCUGCGGCGACAAUAGAUGCGGCCAGUGCGCCGUGCCAGCGCUGGACGGCGGCCGGACCUACACGCAGGUCGCCGCGGGAGGCUGGCACACGGUCUUGCUCAGGAGCGACGGCACGGCCGUGGCCUGCGGCGACAAUCAUUUCGGCGAGUGCACCGUGCCAGCGCUGGACGGCGGCCAGACCUACACGCAGGUCGCCGCGGGAGGCUGGCACACGGUCCUGCUCAGGAGCGACGGCACGGCCGUGGCCUGCGGCUCCGGUAGCGGCGGCCAGUGCGCCGUGCCAGCGCUGGACGGCGGCCAGACCUACACGCAGGUCGCCGCGGUAGGCGACCACACGGUCCUGCUCAGGAGCGACGGCACGGCCGUGGCCUGCGGCGACAACAGACAAGGCCAGUGCGCCGUGCCAGCGCUGGACGGCGGCCAGACCUACACGCAGGUCGCCUCGGGAGGCGACCACACGGUCCUGCUCAGGAGCGACGGCACGGCCGUGGCCUGCGGCGACAACAGACAAGGCCAGUGCGCCGUCCCAGCGCUGCACGGAGCGCUGACGUACACCGCGAGCCUGCUCGUCGGUGGAACGCUGCUUCUGCAGGCGUCGCUCGACGGCGACGCGGUGCGCUUCCUGACCCUGGGCGGUGUGGAGCGCUGCCGGGCCCCGGCGGCGCCCGGCGCGCCGCUCGCCGGCUUGCGCGACUGGCUGGCGGGCGAGUUGGGCGCGGGCAGGCUGGGCCCCGGGCUCGCCCGCGCCGACGCGGCCCUGCCGGGCGGGCGGCUCCUGAGCGGGGCCUCGGCGGGCGAGACCGUCGCGGACGCCUUCGGGUCGUAGGCACGUGGCUGGCCCUGGGCAGGGCUCUCGUCGGCUGCUCCGGCUCGAUCCGAUGUCGAUGGUUCGUGGGUCGAUCAUUUUUGGUGCGCAUCUCGUGUAACGUCCAGAGGCGUCGGGCCUCUUGCGUGUACAGUCAGUAAUUGGAUCGCUCAACUCGAAUGAGCUGCAGCUAAUUGGAACUGCGCUAAUUUCAACAGAGCAUGCGACCGCACGUGACGAAUGAAGACUCAAAGUCUGCUAGCUAGCUACAUGAAUAGGUUUCACGUUUCACUUCGAUGGCAUUUUAAGCCAGUCAGCUGAUAGCAGAAGUUGCGAUGCUGUAGUUGCGGGAACGACUUCGGAUCACGCUGCUGCUUGAAUGCAUGAAUCUCCCAAGAGUAAGGCUGAAGGCGACGGUCCUCGCAUCUCACGAGUGAUCAUGCGGACGCUAGAGGCUGGUGCGCAUUUCUCAGUAGUGCCUCGCGCGAUGUCCCCUCCUCUUGGAAGCUACUGACCGAUGGCAGGACUGCCUGGUGCCGGUGGCUAGAACGUAACAAGUCGUUUCACUGAACUAAUCGUCGGGCUUGUGAGCGGAGGGCAGGAUUGCCUGCGCUCCCUGCUUGACAUAGAAGAUUUGAUCAUCUUCGGAUGGUCACCGCUCGCAUGCGUUUGCCAGGGGGCAAUAGCUCUUGUCUCUCGGAGACGCUCUUUCCUAUGAUGCGUGGGUUGGUCAGGCCCUUCAUUGCGGUUCAUCAUGGCUUUAGUCGUGGGGCGCUUUUUGUGAACGUCGGCCUCAGUCGCAGAAGGUUGGCUUGCGCUAGGGCUGUGGCGUUUCUAGGCACUCCUGUUGCAGGCGGCUAGCUUGCGGCGAACCUGAAGCUCUACAUUGCAUGACAAAAAGGUGUAUAGUGCGAUGAAUGAAGCAGGUGUGGGAAUGCAUCCUGACGGCCGGUACUUUCAUUGAUGGGCUAAGUCGGAUUUCUUCCUGAAGACCGGGCCGCUCACGACAGGUGAUUUGGCAUGGUCCGCCGCUUCAUAACAUAGGAUUGAAUGCAACUGCCAUGGAUACGCAGGACUUUUACGCCGUUAGGAAUUGGCACGAAGUGGACGUGUGUAGCGAGGGCGAAUACCCUGGUAGCCUCUCAUGGCGGUAAGACUGCAUGGCUCUUUCCUCGAAUCGCGUUUUCAAGCGAUGAGUCGUUUUGCUGACUGGCUACGGUUUAAUGGCUACGUGCUUUUCAAUGCCGACGAUUGUUGUCUUCAAUGUUGAAUGGACUUUUAAGCCGAUGUGCGGUGCACCUUGGCCCAAAAGAGGGGGGUGUCGUGCCACGCAUAGCGUUACAAUACUAUCGUUGGGACGUUUCACUGCACAGCUGUUCUGUCUGGAGGUACUCGUGUCAGAGCUACCGCUCCGACCAAGGGAAAA